Messenger RNA from Eucalyptus grandis, 1170 nucleotides. Its product is annotated as disease resistance protein RUN1-like. Bases 1 to 1170 code for a protein of 389 amino acids. Gene Ontology annotation, biological process: defense response. Gene Ontology annotation, molecular function: ADP binding. Lineage: Eukaryota; Viridiplantae; Streptophyta; Magnoliopsida; Myrtales; Myrtaceae. The record is from RefSeq and is a predicted model, not a curated record. The transcript has 2 exons.
AUGGUGGGAUUAUGGGGACAAGGAGGUAUAGGGAAGACAACCUUGGCGAAAGCCCUAUACAAUUCUACUUUAAGACAAUUUGAGGGUUCAUGUUUUCUAGCAAAUGUUCGAGAAACAUCAAAAGGUUGCAAGGAUCUAGUUACUUUGCAAGAAAUAUUAUUAAAAGAUACAUUAUUACUGCAUCAAAGAUUAGAAGUGUGCAAUGUUGAUAAAGGUAUUGAUAUAAUACAACGCAGACUUGGUCACAAGAAAGUUCUCCUCAUCCUUGAUAAUGUGGAUGACUUGCACCAGUUAGAUGCUUUACCAAGGGAAGGCAAGUGGUUUGGUAAUGGGAGUAGGAUCAUUAUUAUUACAAGAGACAAACAUGUGCUGACUUGUCAAGGGAUAGAUCAAGAUCAUGUUUAUGAAGUUGAAGCACUAGAUGACAGUCAGGCUUGUGAGCUGCUUAGUAAGCAUGCUUCUCUGAUGCACCAAAUCAGAAUAGAUCUAGUAAAUGGGGCUCUAAAUUAUGCUAAAAGUCUUCCUUUAGCACUCGAGGUGUUGGAUUCCUUAUUUUGUGGUGAAACAAAAGAUGUAUGGGAAAGUACAGUAAUGAAACUUUCUAGGAUUCCCAACAAAAACAUUAAUGACGUGCUCAAAAAUAGUUGUGAGGGACUAGAUGAAAAUGAGAAAGAAAUCUUUCUCCACAUUGCCUGCUUCUUUAGGGGGUGGAACAGGGAGCAUAUAAAGAAAAUUCUUGAAAGUUGCGAUCUUGAGACAACUGUAGGAUUUGAAAUUCUUGUAAAGAGGUCCUUGAUAAGAAUUGAGUCCGACAUCGUAGAAAUGCAUGACUUAAUUCAAUUGAUGGGUAAGGAUAUUGUGAAUCAAGAAUGUCACGAUGACCCCAGAAGACGCGGCAAACUAUGGUUGUAUAACGAUGUUGACGAGGUUCUAUCACAUGACAAGGAAGAUUGUGCUGUAAAAGCCAUAGUGUUGAGGCUACCUAAGUGGACAGAGAUGUGUAUCCAUCCCGAUGUUUUUACAAAAAUGAGAAGGUUGAGAUUGCUCAUCUUGAGAAACCUGCAGGAUUGUUUCCAAGGUCCUUUAAGUCUUCCUAAGGGGCCUAGUUGGUUUGCAUGGCCUGAUGUGCUCACCGGCUUACAGAAUUUUCCUCUAGUUCAAAGAAAUUAG